Postia placenta MAD-698-R-SB12 is the source of this 1023-nucleotide messenger RNA. RefSeq lists its product as hypothetical. The transcript has 5 exons. NCBI's taxonomy places the organism in Eukaryota, Fungi, Basidiomycota, Agaricomycetes, Polyporales, Adustoporiaceae. The record is from RefSeq and is a predicted model, not a curated record. The coding region runs from base 1 to 1023 and encodes 340 amino acids.
AUGAAUCCACAGCAAGCCUGGAAUGAGUGGGAUGAAACUCACAGGUACCAGACACAGCAAGACACUCAACCACGGCCCGGAUACGCGCCCACUCCUCAAUAUUAUCAGCCUGCUGCAGAGAUCCAGCUCCAAGAGCGUUCAACAAAUAGUUUCCGGUUCGAUAAUAUCACGCCAGCGCACUUCCGCCAAGAUCAACAACCGCAACUGCUAGUUGAGAGCGUAAGAGAUGCAUCUGCGGGGGCGGGGCCCGUUCGCACGGCACGUCGAUCUGCGCAGGCGUACGGUACGCAUCCGUACCAGCGUCCUCAGUCCGCAGCGCCGCUGCGCACCGGCACCGCAGCCAGACUGUCCCCAGUGCACGAGCGCUGCCCCGCCGCCAACGUCUGGCGGGAGCGACUACUACUGAGCACGCUUCCCGGCGCCGAGGCGCCGAGCCUGAGCUUCGAUCGCCCCGGCACCUCAGCCGCAUCAACGCCCACCGUCACGCCCGCGCACCACGCCCAAGGCCUGCCCGCCGUCCCCGCGCACGCGCACGCGAACAUGCCGCGCUACAACAUCCGCGCGGACGUGCACUUCGACGCGGCGCGCGGCCUGCUCAUCGCGAUGCUCGAGCUGCCGGGCGUGCGCAAGACCGACGUGCGCAUCUCGCUCGCGCAGUGCCCGCACUCGCGCAUGAAGGUGCUCGCGGUCGCCGGCGUCGCGUUCCCCUCGCACUUCAUCUCCGACAGCGCGCACGGCGGCGCGCUGCACGCCGUCCGCGAGCGCAAGUGCGGCGCGUUCGGGCGCUGCCUCCCCGUGCCCCCCGAGACCAAGGUUGCACGUUUCGCAACAGCUCUGAAUUACAAGUACAACGCAUUCGCUCUGAAGAAUCCCCCUCAAGUCGCUCUCCCACCUGCUUUCGACUCGCAACAAAAUGUAUCAUAUACCGUCUCGUCCCAGUUCCCCGCGUCGCUGAACAUUGGUAUCCUGCGCCCUUAUUUCUUGGCCACGGCUCCUGUUCUCAUGGAUCAUUUACCUUACUGA